Aspergillus puulaauensis is the source of this 2076-nucleotide messenger RNA. Its product is annotated as universal stress protein family domain protein. The transcript has 4 exons. The coding region runs from base 1 to 2076 and encodes 691 amino acids. The record is from RefSeq and is a predicted model, not a curated record. Lineage: Eukaryota; Fungi; Ascomycota; Eurotiomycetes; Eurotiales; Aspergillaceae.
AUGUCCUCCCAUCGCAGGCCCGGUGGGCUCGCCGCUGCGCUGGAAGAAGAACGUCUCGAGCUUGCUGCUGAGCUUCGGAAUUCAACCGCAAACCGCACGACUACGACUUACGCACCUCAGAGACGGAGUAUACUCGACACCGCCACCGGUCCCUCUCCCGGUUUCGUCGCCCCACGGCAUGGUUCCAUUGCGGGAAUCGGUGUUGGUGUGACUCCGCCCGCUGGUCGCGGCUACCAAGAUUCUCCCCCUACUUCACCACCAGUGGUACCGACAAUGAAUAACGAUCCCAAUGAAACUCCCUCUUCUUCAGCCUCUUCAGCGUCUUCGACACCAUCAACUACACCAGUAACAACUCCCAAAACACCCUACACGAGUUUGAAAACCGCCCCUCCCCCGCUCAAGCGUCCGGAUCCACCGGCCUCGAAUGACAAGGAGAAGAACGGUGAUAAAAAGCCAGGUUCUCCCGAGACUAGGCGACUAAGUAUCCGUUGGGAUUCCGGUGUCGAUAUGCCACCCAGUGCUAAUGGGAGGCGUUUCGGCCCGCCGCAGGAGAAGGCACCUCGGGCGCUUCCGGGCAAGAAUGCGAUGGCCGCAGUGAUGUCAGGGUUCGAUCUCAAGGUCGGACUGCCGAGUUUUAGCAGAGGACGGGACUCCAGUCGGAAUGCCACGAAGAGGGGUACUUCCUUAGACUCGCACCUUCCCACACUGGGGCGGAGGGCGCAGUCCGGCUCACCAGCGCGCCGCUUGCCAAACUCCAAUCUUCGCACUGCGGCAUCCGAUGCCCCCAAGUCCCAGACCGACAAGACAAAGGAGAGUAAAGUUGAAAGUUCGGACGAAAAGCUUCUUCGCCCCCCUGCAAUUCGCCACGGAUCUUCGGAAACUGACGUCAAAGGCUCCGCGUCUGGAGAUGAGCGAUUGUACGACAGUGACAAUAACGCGUCUGAGUCUAGCGAGGAGGAAGACGAGCUGUCUUCGAGUGACGACGAAGCUGGCUCCGAAAACAACAGUGAAGACGUGAAACGUGGUCGAAUGAAGGAAGCUGAACCGGAUUCUUCCAGUUCAGGCGAAACCUCAGAAGACUCAAAGCCUGCUUCGGACGAGACUGACGGUGAAGAAACCAAACCUCAAGGCCCAGAGUUGAUUCAUUCCUCAAAGACCGGACCGAUGCCGAAAACUCCAGAGGUUCAACCGCAUACGAGUUUCGAUUCACCUUCAGUACUUAAUACGCCUUUUGGCUCCGAUGAUGAAGCGGAAUUAUCCGACAUCAAACGCGCUCAGAAGCUCAGCAUCCAAAUGUCUAGCGUUGAUAAUUCCGUUCGCAACCGAUCCAUCCGAACCAUCAUCCGCGGGGAUUAUACCAACAUGCAUGAGGAUGGCGACGGCGGUCGACGGCGGCAACGCAAGUAUCUAGUGACGACGGAUCUCAGUGAGGAGUCUGUCUACGCUCUAGAAUGGACGAUUGGGACGAUAUUACGAGAUGGAGACACCAUGUUUGCUGUUUUUGCCAUGCACGAGGAAACAGGGACCCAAAUUGGAGAGGGUGCCAAAGCAACACAAGACGUUGCUGCCGUGGUGGGCUCCCAAACAGCCGAGACGGCUCAGAAAACACAGAACGAAUCCUCCAAUCCCAAUCUCUCCCGCGCCAUCCUCAACCGCCUGGGUUCGGGAACUGAUAGCAGGCCUGGCUCUGUUGAUUCACGUGGAAUGUCCAAGGCAGAAGCUGAACGCUCGCAUGCAGUCCAUCUCAUUUCUCAAACAUGUGUUCGACUUCUGCGAAAAACCUUACUGCAGGUCCGAAUUGCUGUUGAAGUGAUCCAUUGCAAGAGUCCCAAGCAUAUGAUCACAGAGGCUAUUGAUGGGCUGGAACCCACACUCGUGAUUGUUGGGGCUAGGGGGCGAAGUGCGCUGAAAGGUGUACUCCUCGGGUCAUUCUCGAACUAUCUUGUUACGCAUUCAUCUGUUCCGGUUAUGGUGGCGCGAAAGAAACUCAAGAAAAAGGCCAAGAACAAGACAAAUGUGCGUCUCUCGAACAACCUGACGACACCAAAGAAGCUGGCAUCGGCAAGAGUAGAUUAG